Molecule: messenger RNA, 1989 nt
Organism: Sparassis crispa
Lineage: Eukaryota; Fungi; Basidiomycota; Agaricomycetes; Polyporales; Sparassidaceae
Product: Probable nucleolar GTP-binding protein
Exons: 8
Coding region: 1-1989 (662 amino acids)
Biological process (GO): ribosomal large subunit biogenesis
Cellular component (GO): nucleolus
Molecular function (GO): GTPase activity; RNA binding; GTP binding
Source: RefSeq, a predicted model, not a curated record
AUGUCGACAAGCGGAUUGAAGGCAAUUUCUCCGGUGCCCACAGCGGCGGACUUCUUGGAUAUCGUCUUGUCGAAAACACAACGAAAGACACCAACGGUCAUCCACAAGAAUUUUAAAAUCAGCCGCAUCCGCAACUUCUACAUGCGCAAGGUCAAGUUCACCCAAGAUUCGUUUGAUGAAAAGCUCAGUGCGAUCCUGGAGGAAUUUCCUAUGCUCGAUGACCUUCACCCAUUCCUUGCGUCUCUCAUGAACGUGCUGUACGACAAGAACCAUUACAAGCUCGCCCUUGGACAGCUUCGCACGGCAAGACAUCUAAUUGACCAGGUAGCCAAGGACUACGUGCGUCUUCUCAAGUUUGGGGACAGUCUGUACCGCUGCAAGCAGCUCAAACGGGCCGCACUUGGCCGGAUGGCGACAAUCAUGCGGCGGCAGAAGGAUCCGCUGGCGUAUCUUGAGCAAGUGCGGCAGCACAUCUCCCGUCUACCCGCAAUCGACCCUACCGCACGAACGCUACUGAUCUGCGGGUACCCGAAUGUGGGCAAGUCAUCGUUCAUCAACAAGGUCACCCGUGCAGACGUGGACGUGCAGCCGUACGCGUUCACCACGAAGUCGCUGUUCAUUGGACACCUUGACUACCGCUACAUGCGGUGGCAGGUGAUUGACACCCCCGGGAUUCUUGACCACCCCCUCGAGGACAUGAACACGAUUGAGAUGCAGAGUAUUACGGCACUCGCGCACCUCAAAAGUUGCGUACUGUACUUCAUGGACCUCAGCGAGCAGUGCGGGUACAGCGUCGAAGCUCAAUGCAAGCUCUUCAAAUCGAUCAAGCCGCUCUUUGCCAACAAGCCUACCCUGCUCGUGAUCAAUAAGGUCGACGUCAUGCGUUUGGAGGACCUAUCCCCAGACAAUCGUGCGUUGGUUGAGGAGAUCAUUAACAGCGACGGCGCGCUGCACGUGCAGGUAUCAUGUUACACUGAUGAGGGCGUCAUGGAACUCAAGAACAAGGCGUGCGAUGCCCUACUGGAACAUCGGGUUGAUACGAAGCUCAAGGGCAACAAGAUUAACUCAAUCAUCAACCGACUCCACGUCGCCCAACCCAAAGCAAGAGAUGAACUUACGCGAGAACCUUUCAUUCCAGAAGCCGUCAAGACGCGACAAGCGGAAAAGGCGGCUGGAGAGCGGAGGCGGCUGGAAAAGGAUAUCGAAGCGGAGGAAGGUGGACCUGGAGUGUACAAUAUCAACCUCAAAAAAAAUUACCUCCUCGCGAAUCCCGAGUGGAAGGAGGACACCAUACCGGAAAUCCUGGAUGGCAAGAACAUCGCCGACUUCAUCGAUCCCGAUAUUCUCGAAAAGCUCGAGGCGCUGGAACGCGAAGAGGAGAAGCUCGAGGCGGAGGGCUUUUACGAGAGCGAGGAUGACAUGUUCGACUCCGAUGAUGAGCGAGAAGCCGCAGAAGCCAAAGUUUCGCGGCAACACAAGCUCGUCUCACAACAUUCCAAGAAGGCGAUGAAAAACCAGGCGAAGCUUCCGCGCACAGCAGGCCUCCGUACGCUGUCCGAGCUAACAACAGGAAUGACAAAAGCAGGCCUCGAUCCUAGCCGGAUACAGGCGCGUGCAGAGAUGCUCGCAAAGGCUGCGGGUGUGAAGCGAAAGCGACAGCGUGAGGAGGAGGACGCGGAGAUGGAUGUCGACAUGGAGGGUGACGAGGGUGACUGGAUGGACGUAGACGGCGAGGAGCCUCCAUCGAACAAGCGGGCGAAGGCCAACUCCGGUGUGGUCGUCUCAAAGAGAGCGCCCAGAUCGAAUCGGCAGCUGGCUGGCAUGCGCGACGAAGCGCAAGCAUCCAAAGCUAUCAAGCUGCGGAACCUUGGACAGCGCGAACGCAACAUGCACGCCAAGGCUGGCGAGAGCGAUCGUGCCAUCAAGGUCAAGAUGCCGAAGCACCUAUUUUCUGGGAAGCGGAAAAUGGGCAAGACGGAUCGUCGCUAG